Helobdella robusta is the source of this 1533-nucleotide messenger RNA. RefSeq lists its product as hypothetical. The record is from RefSeq and is a predicted model, not a curated record. The transcript has 10 exons. Bases 1 to 1533 code for a protein of 510 amino acids. NCBI's taxonomy places the organism in Eukaryota, Metazoa, Annelida, Clitellata, Rhynchobdellida, Glossiphoniidae.
AUGUCUGUCUGUCUGUCUCUCUUUCUUUUCUCUCUCUCUCUCUCUUUCUUUCUUUCUCUCUCUCACAUGAUGUGCAGCGAGAUAAGGAGGCGGAAAGAGAUGGAGCAGGAUAUACUAUCAUCUGACAUCAGAGGAUGGAAGGGAGAGGGCCGGAUACCCACCUACGGAGCCACGGUCAACGCCCUGGACGAUAUUGUCGUAGCGACUGGCGUCGGCGGUGACGACGACGAAGCCGCUGCCGAUAGGGUUGUCCUGGAAUAUGUCUUUGAGAUCAUUGAGAAAAUGACUUGGCUGCAGACCUUGAAACAACCCGUCAGAUUGGGACCUGCUAAUGUCGCUUAUAAGCAUUUGAAUAAAAUGAAUUCACCAAGCACAAAACACCAGCUGACUUCACUAUCAUCGUCUCCAGUUACACAACACAGCAAUCCACUUCCACCACCAUCAUCAUCAACAACAACACCUCAACAACAACAACAACACGCCGGCAAUAGAUCUAGUUUGUUGUUCAACUUAUCUCAACAAAAACAACAACAGCAACCGCAACAACACCCUCCAGCCCCGCCUCUUCCUUUGUUUACCCCGUCUGGCCUGCACCACCACCAACAACAACAGCAACACAACAACAUUUAUGCAACGCCCCAACAACAAAACAUUUCAUUUGUUGGCGAGUACAACCCAAACGAAGUCACCCUACCAAACAGUCAAUUCUACUUGCCGUCUUUCGUUUCAAUCAGCAACAACAACAGCAGCAGUAGCAGCAGACACCCCAAGAAGCUGAAUAUAUCUAACCUUCGACCUUACCCUCCCCUGCGACCUUCCUUCAGUUUCAAGGACGACGGGGCACGCAGUCCUAGGUUCAAUAAGAGAAUAAUGGGGUCCAGUCGCAAGAAACCAGGUCCGGAGAACGAACUUCUUCUCAAGAGGAUUGCAUGGUUUAUAAGAAAAGUCAUCGAGGCCUACUGCGCCAACACUAAGAAUAGGCAGGCCGUCAACUCUUCCCUCUUCGAGCACCCUCAGGUCUUGAUAGCAGAAGAGGAGAAGAUAAUACUGGAGGACAUCAAAGACGAUCAAAUAAUCGUUGAAGAAAAGACCUUGGUAGAUACAGUUUAUUCAUUGAGAGAUCAGAUCAAGGAUAUAUUAACGGAACAGCAACUGCUUAGAAGGGACUUGGAAGCCGAAAGAAAAGCCAGGAGGACUUUAGAAAUAUUCGUCAGGCAGAAUGUCAAACAACAACUAAACAACAACAACAGCAACAACAACAGCAACAACAACAAUAACAGUAGUAGUAAUAGUAACGGCUCUCUGGAGAAACAGCUCCAUAGCAAAAGUGCUAACCUCAAGAAUACUUCCUCCUCUAACAAAGGAACGGGCAGCAGCAGUAGUAGUAGUAGUCAUAAUAAUAGUAAUAAUAAUAAUAGUAGUAGUAGUAAUAAUAAUAAUAGCAAUAAUAAUAAUAAUAGUUGCGGUAGUAGUAGUAGUAGCGGUAGUAAUCAGAAGAGGCAGUCUGCUGUUGCUACGGCGAAUAAUGAAUGA